Seminavis robusta is the source of this 600-nucleotide messenger RNA. The record is from the annotation of a GenBank genome assembly. NCBI's taxonomy places the organism in Eukaryota, Bacillariophyta, Bacillariophyceae, Naviculales, Naviculaceae.
AUGUCAAGCAAAGAUACCGUGAAUAUCAUGUACUUGAACGUGUCGUUUCAAGGCAUGCUGUUGCUCCAGAGUCACAACAUGACCUACUUUGCGGCCUCGGGUGAACGCAAGGCUGACAUUCCCUGGAACGGCAUUGGCAAGCUGCACACGGGCGCCAUGAAGUCUUCUGCUGCGAGUGAUGGCAAGGAAGAGUUCUUGUUAAAAUUCAUCAUGGCGCGAGAGGGACAAGAAGCAUUUGUCUUUGGCAUGAAGGACGAAGAGGAUUUGGAUCGUAUCCGUGAUGAUAUUCAAGGUCUGGUCAAAACGUUUAACAUUCACAAGGCAGCUUCAGUUGCAGCAGGUGACAUAAAGCCCUCUUCUGCUCCGACUCGACUCUGGCAAGCAGCUUGGCCUGUGUUUCAGCUCAUCAUGCUGGCGGCAAAAUGGUUCCAGCCCCUCCCCUUGGCGGUAGCAUUACUACUAGUGUCUCUAGCAAGAGAAGCUUUGGAUUCCAAGAUGAGGAGAGCAUUGUCCUUCCCAGUCAGCAUUCGAUGGUGCGCACCAACAGCAAUAAUAAGCCAACCGAAAUCGCAGAUCCAGGAUGUCUUCUCUACUCGGUAG